ACGACUUUGACCGCGACGCACAAGGUACAGAGUCACUGGUGAAGCAGCCAGUCCAGCUUUGAGCUGCCCCGCUCCAUAAAUCGCACUUAAAUCCACCCUGGCGGUGGACAGAGUCCAGGAAAACUGGAAGAGAAAUUUGGAUUUUAACGGGCAGAGAACCAUCAUAUAAAAUCUUCACAAGACUCGCCGCAAUUCAGGGCUAGAUUUGCACUGUGUUGGACAGCUGCAGCUGACUUCAACUUCUUUGUCAGGUUCCGUAAAUAAUUGUCAACAAACUUGGACCCGAUAUUUAUUUAACCGUCUUCCGUUACUCUGGGCUCAUCUGCACAUUUGCAAGAUGAAUUCAUCUAUUCUGUUAACAUUAUGCGUGUUAUACACAGCAGUUCAGUAAAUGACUGACAUAUUAAGAUUAAAGUCACUAUGCGUGCUUUGUGAGCUGGCUUCUGUGCAGUGACACCAACAUGUCACUUACCAUAAAGCUGGUUGUUAGGAAAUAAUUUUCUAUCCGCACGUCCUGAUAUGGAAAUGUGAAUACAAUUGGGACACGCCCGCAAGCAAUAAUAGGCUACCCAAGCUUUUUAGAAAUCCUGGCAACAGUGCAAUACUUCUCUGAUCCCCCUCCUGGGAUUGUGGUCUAUUCAAACAGAACUGUUGAGAAGACUUGUAGUGUGGCAAUCAAAAGGACAACCAUUCGAACAGCUGCAGCACCUCUGGCAACUCGAGGGAACCUUGUUUUCUGGAAGCGAUACCGGCGGAGUUGAUGAAUGUCGCUGUCUUUAUUGGUGACCUCGCCAUAGCAAAUGUAAUAUUUGUUCCUCUUAAAAUUUACAGUAUUUCAGAGGGACUCCUUGGAAGGUGACCAUAAACUAUUCUUAACAACUUGAAGCGCGUUUUUGUACCCAGUGGCACAGUGGACACUUGGACAAGGUAUCCAUUUCCUUGUCCGGGGUUUAGGCAAGCCAAUAGUAGGCUAUGGCAUCCUCAUGGGAAAACUGGAUUUGGUUACUCUGGAGACGGACUUUAGUUCCCUCUCUCCUCGUGCUUUGGGUCACCUGUCUCGGGACACACGGAGGAGAGGAUGACGCUUUUAAUGCAGAGUCAUGGCUGCGGAUGUAUGGCUACCUGCCUCAGGCCAGCAGACAGAUGUCCACCAUGCGGUCAGCUCACAUCCUUUCCAAUGCCGUCAGCGACAUGCAGCGUUUCUACGGCCUGCAGGUCACCGGCGCGAUGGACCACGGCACGGUGACAGCCAUGCGGAGGCCGCGCUGUGGAGUCCCAGACAAGUUUGGGGGUCAGAUCAAGACCAACGUUCGGCGGAAACGUUAUGCACUCACUGGCCACAAAUGGAACAAGAGCCACCUCACCUACAGUAUACAGAACUACACACCAAAGAUCGGGGAGUACAACUCGUAUGAGGCCAUCCGUAGGGCCUUCAAGGUGUGGCAGAAGGUGACCCCGCUGACCUUCGAUGAGAUCCCCUACCAGGAGAUCAAAUAUGGCCGCAGGAAGGAGCCUGACAUCAUGAUCUUCUUUGCCUCGGGUUUCCAUGGAGACAGCUCACCCUUCGAUGGCGAGGGCGGGUUCCUGGCCCACGCCUACUUCCCUGGUCCUGGUAUGGGCGGUGAUACUCACUUUGACUCUGAUGAGCCGUGGACCAUCGGCAAUGGGAACUUGCAAGGUAAUGAUCUGUUCCUUGUUGCGGUACAUGAGCUGGGCCAUGCCCUGGGCCUGGAACACUCCAACAACCCAAUGGCCAUCAUGGCUCCUUUCUACCAGUGGAUGGAAACGGAUGACUUUCAACUGCCCGAGGAUGACCUCAGAGGAAUACAACAGAUAUAUGGUCAGCCAGACGGUACACCCACCCAGGCUCUUCCCACGGUCACUCCUCGCCGGCCAGCCCAGCCAGACCCCAAACCCCCCAACUCUCCACCCAACUCUCCCCCCAAGUCACCCCCUAACUCUCCACCCAACUCUCCCCCCAAGUCACCCCCCAACUCUCCACCCAACUCUCCCCCCAAGUCACCACCCAACUCUCCUCCCAACACUCCGCCCAGAUCUCCCCCUAAAUCUCCCCCCAACGCCCCACCCAGAUCUCCCCCUAACUCUCCCCCCAACGCCCCACCCCGGAGGCCAGACAAUCCCCGCACGACUGCCCGCCCGGACCACUACGGCCCAAACAUCUGUGAAGGAAACUUCGACGCGGUCACCAUGCUCAGGGGAGAGAUGUUUGUGUUCAAGGGUCGCUGGUUCUGGAGGGUGCGGAGGAACAGGGUCCUGGACAACUACCCAAUGCCCAUUGGUCACUUCUGGAGGGGACUGCCUGGGGACAUCGAUGCAGCCUACGAGAGACACGAUGGGAAAUUUGUCUUCUUUAAAGGGAAUAAGUACUGGUUGUUCAGGGAGGCAAACUUGGAGCCUGGUUACCCCCAGGAGCUGACAGACUACGGCAGGGACAUCCCCUAUGACAAGAUAGAGACAGCCAUCUGGUGGGAACCAUCAGGUUUCACAUACUUCUUCAAAGGAGACUGGUACUGGCGCUUUAACGAACAGUCCCGUGCAGUCGACAAGGACUACCCCAAGCCAAUCAGUGUGUGGGGCUCUGCGGUCCCGUCCUCUCCCAAGGGGGCUUUCCUCAGCGAUGAUGGAGCUUAUACGUAUUUCUACAAGGGAUCCAAGUACUGGAAGUUUGACAACCACCGGAUGAAGAGUGAGCCGGGCUACCCUAAAUCCAUCCUGAGGGACUUCAUGGGCUGCAGUGUGGACCUGGACCCAGACAGAGACGGGGACACCGACGCAGGCCGCAAGGUCCCCGACGUGGAUCGCCCGCCGUUCAACCCUGAUGCAGGCCGGGACAAAGACAAGGAGAAGGAGAAGGACAAGGAGCGGGACAAGGAUCGAGACCGCACCAACGAUGUAGACUAUACGGACGAGAGAGAAGAGGAGACCAACGAGGUGGACGUGGUGCUGAAGAUCGACGAGAGCGAGACGCGCACUAUGAACAUCAUCAUGGUGACAGUACCUCUGGUCCUGGUGCUGUGCAUCCUGGGACUGGUCUACGCCAUCAUCAACACACUGAAGAGGAAAGGAGCUCCCAAACUGCUGGUCCACUGCAAACGCUCCAUGCAGGACUGGGUGUGACCUCUGACCUACUUAAUAACCCCCCCACCUGAAUCCUAUCCUCAUUCCUCUAUCUUCUCAUCCAAAACAUGGUAGUAGAGACAUAAGUGCAAAUACACACACACAUAUGCACACACACACUCACACACACAGCAAACAUAAACACACUCCUAACUCAUCCCCCUCCCAUGGUGCUCUCCCCAAUGACUUGUCUGUAGUCUAUUUAUAUCAGAACGUUUGCACAUUGUUUUUUGUUUUUGUUUGGUUCAUGUUGUGUGUGAGUCUUUUUUUCUAAACCAGGAAGUGUCUGCAUUAUUCUCUCUCUCUCCGCCCCGUUACAGGGGGUUUCUCUGAGAUAACUUCCAUCUGGUUCUUGGAUUAACCUUUGAAAGGGAAACAGAGACAAAACAGAGCGAUAGAGAGAGACUGCAGCGCAGAAUGAAGGGAGUGAAGGAGGUUUGAUUCUGUGAAAAGCAGAGAGCCCCCCCCCACUCCUCCUCCCUCCCUCCCAUCUCCUCCCUCACUCAGGACUCCUUCAGCUGAAGCAGGCCUACUGCAGGUCAGGUAUCAACAGGAGAGAGAACAGUGUAAACAGUGUCACUUUUGAACUGCAACUCACCCAAUGCCUUCUAUUACUACACCUUCCAUGUUGUACAGCCACUAACUGAACUUUUGGUAUUCUCAUCUGUUUUUAAUUCAAGGGCACCAUGGAUGAUAUUGGAAAUGUUGUCCAUACUUUGUAGAAAACUUUCACAAACGUUUGGGUUAUCCAACCUAACAUGGUCUCGUGGUGCCUUUUUCAUUUCGAACCUUGUUUCGGUCCUAUUAAACCGUGGCAAUGAGAAUUUGAGUUGUUAUGAUAGGGAAGGGUUGGAAAAGAAAGGCGCUUCUUUCCCCAAAAAUGUAAGACAAAGGCAAUUCACUGUGAAAGGACUUUAUUUGGGACUUGGGGGAGUAGUUGAGGUACCGAGGUAGGAGAGACGUGGUAUUGAAUGAAUAUCCACUGGGCAAAAACUGGUUGAAUCAAUGUUGUUUCCACGUCAUUCAAUGUGAUGAUGUUGAAACAACGUGGAAAACUGAUUGGAUUUGCAAAAAGUCAUCAAAGUAAGGGAAUCUAAUUUUCUAAUUUUCCCACCAAACUUUUAACCUAAAUCCAAUCCAGCUAGCACAUUGGGAACGAAGCCAUACGCUUUUUAAACGUUCUGAGAAUGGAAGUGAAAAUUUUGCCUGUUCUGGGAACGUUCAUUUUUAGGUUGCUGGGAGGUUGUGAGAACAUUUUACUAUGGUUCCCUGAAAGUUUUCCUGUAAGGUUUUAUAAAUGUUCUGAAAAUGGAAAUUAUAGGUUAUUUGAAGGUAAUUAAAUCAUCUUCUGGGAAUAAUACUUUUAAUACCACUGCUAGCUUAGGUUAACUGUUUUGAACUCCAAGCACAGAUAGGACACAUGUUAAUUAAUCUUCUUAGGAACUUAUGAUCUUCUGCUCUCUAUCCAUGGAAUUAGUCCAUUGAUGCUGAGAACGGAGUGUAUAUGUUUUUUUAUAACAUUCUUAGAACGUUCUUUGAACGUUACUAAUGUUUUCUUGUGGUUUUUAUGGAACCUACUCUUAAUGUUUCUGAGAACAUGACUUUAAAUAGAACCAUGAGAAAACCUGUAGAAAAAAAGUCCUUCAGAAGUACCGAAAUUCCCACAGAAGAACUUUCUUUCGUAACGUUCUCCGAUCGUUCUGAGAACAUGGCUUUAAAUAGAACCAUGAGGAAACCAAUAGGUAAUUUUAUGAUGCAGUACUAAAAUUCCAACCUAAGAAACAUAUGGUUCUCAGAACGUUGUGUGCUAGCUGGGUACCCUGCACCAUUCCCAGAACAUUGUGAGAAGGUUUUAUGCAAAAUAACCAAAGGACAACCACGCUCUCACCAAGCUCUAAGAAACAUAUGAUUCUCAGAACAUUAUGUGCUAGCUGGGAAUGACAUGCUGAAAUGUUUUGUUGAUAUCAUGUUGAAUUGAAGUUAGUUGACAACUCAACCAAAAUUAAAUCAAAACUAGAGUUUGAAAUAACGUCUGUGCCCAGUGAGUAAGAGAUUGACUAAUGCUUUUAAUCUGAGAAAUAUUUGGAACAAAUGAUACUUCAGCCUCCACUGAAAUGUAUUAAUAAAUAUAAUUCAAGUAAUGCACCACACAAUGAGCCCUCUCUCUGUAAUACCCUCUCCCCUAGAUUUAAAUAGAUUGGAGGGCCUCUCUCUCGCUCUCUCUCUCUCGCUGAGCUUGUUCUAGAGAGUUAGUCCUCUGAACAUACAGCUAAUCCUCUCAUUUAAAAACAGCAGGUGUUUUAAAAUAUUGUUCACCCCCAGCCUCGAGUCUUAAGCUUUCUCUGUACCAAAGCAGGCUUCUUUUCAUUUUCUGAGAGGUCCAAACAGAGAGACAGACUUUACCAGAGAGGGAGAAGGGGAACAAGAGAGGGCGUGAGAGGCUAGAGAUCUACUAACGGAGUUCAAAGACAGAAACUUUAUCUGUUAAGUAUUUGGGAAGGCUUACGGUCUGUUCCUGGAUUGUGUUACCCAGAUGUUGGUGAUUGUUGGAAGGGGUUGGGAAUUCUGCAGGGCAGGCUGAGUGAGAGACCAGAGGUCCCUUCCUACAGCUGAGUAAGGCAGUAGGGGGAGUGAGGGAGAGGAGCUCACUGGGGACUCUUAUUGGCACUGUGUCAUACUGUAUGACCCACAUUCACUAGCUCCAGAGAAGGAACUGUGGAGUCUAUUCUGAUACCAAAGGGAAAUAGUAGCACGCAGUGUAUGUGACUUCUUUAUUUCUCACAUUGUUAUGUAUUCCCUAUGCUCUUCUCUUUGACCACUAAGGCCCAUGUACAGUACGCAUACGUCUAGUAGAUUUGCUAGCAGCCCUCUAAAGAUACUGAGAAAGGACUUGCUGUAAAGUAGAGAUAAGUCAUUAUAUAAUCAUAUACCUAACAGGUUUCACUGUUUACCAUCUGUCAAACAGUAGUUGUGAUGAGCAUGUCUGUCUGAGGCAUUGAUGGGG
Molecule: messenger RNA, 6142 nt
Organism: Salvelinus fontinalis (brook trout)
Lineage: Eukaryota; Metazoa; Chordata; Actinopteri; Salmoniformes; Salmonidae
Product: matrix metalloproteinase-15-like
Exons: 10
Coding region: 973-3138 (721 amino acids)
Biological process (GO): extracellular matrix organization; collagen catabolic process; proteolysis
Cellular component (GO): extracellular matrix
Molecular function (GO): metalloendopeptidase activity; zinc ion binding
Source: RefSeq, a predicted model, not a curated record